CUCCUUUGCUCGGUAAAGUCUAUUCUUAUUGUGUCUGGAAGAAGCUGUGCUGAGACUGUGUUCUCCCCGAGGAAUAAUAGCCUUGGAGGAAUAUAUUUUUUCAGAAUAAAAAGGAGGAAAUGUUUUCACCGAAAGGUAAAGUUCAGACUGUGUUGGGCCUUAUAGAGCCUAGCCAGCUUGGUUCAACUUUGACUCAUGAACACUUGACAAUGAACUUCAGUUGCUGUUACAGCCCUCCUCCUUCAGGGCAGGAAGCACUGUCUGAAAAACCCAUUGAGAUGAAGAACUUGUUUUGGCUUAAGCAGAAUCCCUACAGCCAUAAAGAGAACCUCCUCCUGUGUCAAGAGAUAGAUGCUGUGAGGGAGGAACUGUUGCAUUACAAGGCAGCAGGUGGUGGGGCCAUAGUGGAAAAUACGACCACUGGGAUCAUGCGAGAUAUGAAGACCUUGAAGCAGCUUGCAGAGGAAACUGGAAUCCAUAUUAUUGCUGGAGCGGGUUUUUAUGUGGAUGCCACCCAUUCUCCUGAGACACGAGCUAUGUCUGUGGAGCAGCUGACAGAAGUUAUUAUUAAUGAAGUUAUCAAUGGAGCAGAUGGAACCAACAUCAAGUGUGGUGUAAUUGGAGAAAUUGGCUGCUCUUGGCCUCUGACAGAGAGUGAAAACAAAGUUGUUCAGGCAACAGCGCAUGCCCAGUCCCAGCUUGGCUGCCCUGUCAUCAUCCAUCCUGGCAGGCAUAGUGACUCACCUUUCCAGAUCAUUCGGGUUUUUCAGGAAGCUGGGGGUGAUGUCUCAAAAACUGUCAUGUCUCAUAUGGAUAGGACUAUAUUUGAUGAAAAGAAGCUGUUGGAAUUUGCUCGUCUUGGAUGCUACUUAGAGUACGACCUUUUUGGAACAGAAUUCAUUUUGUACCAGAUGGAGCCUGAUAUUGAUAUGCCAAGUGAUAAUGAAAGAAUUUUAAGGAUACGGAAGCUGAUUGAUGAAGGCUAUGAAGACAAACUUUUAAUUGCUCAUGACAUACACACAAAGAAUAGAUUAAAGAAAUAUGGGGGUCAUGGCUAUUCUCAUAUACUUGAAAACAUAGUCCCCAAAAUGCUUGUUAGAGGCAUAUCUCAAAAUCAAAUUGAUAAGCUAUUGGUAGCCAAUCCUAAGCAGUGGCUGACUUUUAAAUAGGAAAAUGUAAAUAUUAUUGUAAUCAGAUUUGCUUCAAUGAAAUUGGAAUUUGAAAUCUAAAUAUAUUGAGGCGGGAAGGGCUUAAAAUAUUAAGAAGACUCCUACAACUCUGGUAAUUAAUUGAUUCUUACUAAAUGCUAUAGUAUACCUAUUGUUUCCAACUAAUCCAGUUGCAUACCUUUUGAUCCUUGCAGGGGUAAAUGGACUAAAACACAGUUGUACAAUCUUAAAGGGUCGUUUUUUAAUAUUGUAAUAGUUUAAUUCCAUUUUAAUUGUCAGUUUUGUAAGUUUUUAAUUGUACUGUGUUUUUAAACUGUAAGCAGCUUUGAGUCCCAAUUUAGGUGGGAAAGCAGG
Sceloporus undulatus (fence lizard) is the source of this 1523-nucleotide messenger RNA. RefSeq names its product phosphotriesterase related (gene PTER). Lineage: Eukaryota; Metazoa; Chordata; Lepidosauria; Squamata; Phrynosomatidae. The transcript is spliced from 5 exons. Bases 120 to 1169 code for a protein of 349 amino acids. The record is from RefSeq and is a predicted model, not a curated record. Gene Ontology annotation, molecular function: zinc ion binding; hydrolase activity, acting on ester bonds. Gene Ontology annotation, biological process: catabolic process.